AUGUUGCCUAUAUUACAUAAAGAAAUAUCUGAAGCGCUUAAAACAGAAAAUUAUCUGUCUUUACACUCUGAAAGCUGAUGAAUCUGGCAAUUUUUAUUAUGAAAGUACUCUAAUUUCUUUAUUAUUUUAAAGUUUCAUUUGGUAAGUUUAUUAUGAUUAGACGAAGUCACAGGACUGGUAUGGAAGGCUCUAAUCUCUUUCCUACUACAUUUUAAAGCUCAAAAAUUUAGGAGAGGAAAAAAUUGAAAAUAUGUGAGUAAGUUAAAAAUUUAUACAGUUUACUCUCAUUUUAAUUAUCAUAUUAAUCAAGCGAGUUUUUACGAAUAAAGAUGAGUAUAGACAAGGAAAGAUGAUAGCUAAAAGUUAUGGAAUGAGCUUGAGAAUUCUAUUUAUUAUAAUUCUGUAGAACACUCUCCAUUACCUUGCCUGAUUAUAUCCAUAUGACUCUCUCCAUA
This is a messenger RNA of Moneuplotes crassus, 455 nucleotides long. Lineage: Eukaryota; Ciliophora; Spirotrichea; Euplotida; Euplotidae. The record is from the annotation of a GenBank genome assembly.